GGGGGGCAGAAGUUUGUGCAGGAAGAAACAAUGUGCGGCAGCUUCUCAUGAAGCAGUGAAGCGACAGGAAGCGACGCCCUGUGAUGGAAAUACCUGCCAUAAAUCUAAAGGCCAUAGUCCUGGUGCACUGGCUGCUCACGGUAUGGGGCUGCAUGUCGUUGCUCCCCGUCUCCUUCGCUUGGGGGAACUUCACCGUGUUGGCCGUGGGCGUCUGGGCCAUCGCGCAGAGGGACUCCGUCGAUGCCGUGCUCAUGUUUCUGAUGGGGAUGGCCGUGACCGUGUUGACCGACAUCGUCCACUUCGGGAUCUUUUACCCGCUGCUCGAGCUCUCGAAUGAAAACCGGUUCCGCUUCAGCGCGGGGAUGGCCAUCCUGAGCCUGCUGCUCAAACCGGCGUCCUGCUUCUUCGUCUACCAGAUGUACCGCGAGCGCGGCGGAGAUUACAACGUCAACUUUGGGUUCCCCUCCGUGUCCCGAAACAGAGAGGCCUACCAGUCCAUCGACCAGCAGGACGAGUCCUCCGGGCCGGCGAACCCCUUCAACCAGGCCCAGGACACCAAGCCAGCGGCCCGCACCUACUGAGGGGCGCUGCUUUCCUCUGACCCCCCCCCCCCCCUUUAUACUUCACCUUAUGCCAAAUCAUUAACUCGGUUGGGGGUUUAGGGUGAAAUACGGUGUCGUUAAACCCAUUUACUGCUGAUGUCUGCUGAACAAAUGCAGAGGAAACACUGCUGUGUCACCGACGCUUCGCCUCCUGGUUUUUAGAGACGUGUCAUUGGAGCAGUUGUCUUUACUUUUUUUUUAGUUAUUCUUUCCAAUGCCUCUUCGCUUUUCCCGGGAGCAACAAAUGCUUCAAUCACAUGACCGGAGUGAAUGCUCGGUGGGGCCUUUACAAACUACCUGGUGCCUCGUGGUGAUAUUUGAGACGUUCGAGUGUAAAACAGAAGCAGACGCUCUGGCAGCAGGGUGAGCGAGUCUUGAGUUUCCUGGGUUUUUUUACCUGAUGACCUACGUGAUCGAACCAACCGCAUUGGAGCCAAACAGAUCUCUCGCUGCAGCCCAAAGGGGGGGGGGGAUCUUCAGUCCUGCAGGUGGCAAGUUUUGGUCCCAGAGUGCUUUGCUUUUUACGCCUUGCGACCCCCUCAGAGACCCGGAGAAUCGGUCACAUGCCCCGUGGUGGUUACGCAAUGACACACAAACCUGUUCCGUCUCUUUAAAUCAACGUCGUCACAGAGGCAGCAGCAGUUGUUUCUGGAAUUCCGUUCUUAAUAAAGUCUUGUAUUUAAAAGCCAUUCCGAAGCGUCUUACAUUAGAAAUGGUUCUCGACGUCAUGGAAUAAAAUGUCACAACUUACUGGUAAAAAUAUAGUUAAAUAACAGCCUUCAUUCCUCUAUUAAAAAAAAAAAAAGCUUUUUCUUUUCUCCUGGAAAGUGUAAAUAUACCAAACAUCUUUUUUUUUUUUGCUGUUUCAUUGGCCGUUGUAGGCAGCUGUGGUCUCGAAAAUAAAGAACUAUGCAGAACGUU
Messenger RNA from Pungitius pungitius (ninespine stickleback), 1523 nucleotides. It is a transcript of the gene agtrap, whose product is annotated as angiotensin II receptor-associated protein. NCBI's taxonomy places the organism in Eukaryota, Metazoa, Chordata, Actinopteri, Perciformes, Gasterosteidae. Bases 84 to 581 code for a protein of 165 amino acids. The transcript is spliced from 5 exons. Gene Ontology annotation, cellular component: plasma membrane. The record is from RefSeq and is a predicted model, not a curated record. Gene Ontology annotation, biological process: regulation of blood pressure; angiotensin-activated signaling pathway.